This is a messenger RNA of Quercus robur (English oak), 1507 nucleotides long. Its product is annotated as COP9 signalosome complex subunit 5a-like. The record is from RefSeq and is a predicted model, not a curated record. Gene Ontology annotation, cellular component: COP9 signalosome; cytoplasm. Lineage: Eukaryota; Viridiplantae; Streptophyta; Magnoliopsida; Fagales; Fagaceae. Gene Ontology annotation, molecular function: metallopeptidase activity; deNEDDylase activity; protein binding. Bases 124 to 1257 code for a protein of 377 amino acids. The transcript is spliced from 6 exons. Gene Ontology annotation, biological process: protein deneddylation.
AAAACCCCAAAAACAAAAAACAACCCGCCACGCUUCGCAUCUUCCCCAACUAUAAAACUAAAACCAAAUCCCCAAAACCAAAAAAGAAAAAGAAAAAGAAAAAAAAAACAAAACAUUCAAACAAUGGAGCCCUUUCCAUCAUCAGUAAUAGCCCAAAAAACAUGGGAGCUAGAGAACAACAUAAUCACCGUAGACCCUCCUUCAUCAUCAUCAACGACACCAGCAGCACCAACAACAACAGCAACAACAACGACGAGUCCGGACCCAGCGUCCGACGCAAUAUUCUAUUACGACGAAUCGGCGCAGGCCAAGUUCCAGCAAGAGAAACCCUGGGCCAAUGACCCUCACUACUUCAAGCGCGUCAAGAUCUCCGCACUCGCGCUGCUCAAGAUGGUGGUCCACGCGCGCUCCGGCGGUACCAUCGAGGUCAUGGGCCUCAUGCAAGGAAAAACCGACGGCGAUGCGAUAAUCGUGAUGGACGCUUUUGCUUUGCCCGUGGAAGGGACGGAGACUAGGGUUAAUGCUCAGGCUGAUGCGUAUGAGUAUAUGGUUGAUUAUUCUCAGACUAACAAGCAGGCUGGACGGUUGGAGAACGUUGUUGGCUGGUACCAUUCCCAUCCUGGCUAUGGAUGCUGGCUUUCAGGUAUUGAUGUUUCAACACAAAUGCUAAACCAGCAAUUUCAGGAGCCUUUUUUGGCAGUUGUUAUUGAUCCAACAAGGACUGUCUCUGCUGGAAAAGUUGAGAUUGGGGCAUUCAGGACAUACCCAGAGGGAUAUAAGCCUCCAGAUGAGCCUGUCUCUGAGUAUCAGACCAUCCCUUUGAAUAAGAUUGAAGACUUUGGUGUACACUGUAAACAGUACUAUUCUUUGGAUAUCACUUACUUUAAGUCUUCUCUUGAUUGCCACCUCCUGGAUCUGCUAUGGAACAAGUAUUGGGUGAAUACCCUUUCAUCUUCACCUUUAUUGGGUAAUGGAGACUAUGUUGCAGGACAAAUCUCUGAUCUAGCUGAAAAGCUGGAGCAGGCAGAGAACCAGCUAUCUCACUCCCGCUUUGGGCCACUGAUAGCACCCCCUACGAGAAAGAAAGAGGAAGAGUCUCAGCUUGCUAAGAUUACUCGAGACAGUGCUAAGAUAACUGUGGAGCAGGUUCAUGGUCUAAUGUCACAGGUUAUCAAGGAUAUCCUUUUCAACUCGGUGAGACAAUCGAACAGGUCUAGCUCAGAGCCAUCUGGCCCUGAACCAAUGAUUGAAACCUGAUUUUGGCAUACUAGUAGUGAGGCAAAUCGUGAGCGUAUUACCUUCCCGAUGCUUCAUUUUCUUGAAGAUUGGUUUAAAUUUAGUUCAACGGGAAAAAUCAAGUUAAAAGUUCUGGAAGUUUUAUUACCUUUUGUGCCAAUGUAUAUUAUUUGCACCUUUUUUUCCUUUUACAUUCAGGUUGUUUAUUUAGUAUUUAUACAACAUUUUGGUACCCCAUGACAAGCAAUCACAAUUAAUGACUUUUUAAUAA